UACUUGCAAAUAUCUGCUUAAUGGAUAAUUGAUUUUCGAUGUCAUGUUGCUUAGUCUAAAGCAUUUGUAACAGGCAUCGUUAUGAAGUAAAGUUUUGGGUGUUUAUUUCCCAUCGGAGUCGAAAAACGACUAACGAGUGCUGUUUUCUUCUGUGUCAUAAAUACCGAUUGUCGGAUGGGUAGUUUUUUUGCAUUUUGACGAAAAUAUCAUGUCCGCAAAUAGAUCACCAGGGAUGAUAAAGCGUCUUGCUGACAUGAGCAUAGAUGAUUUCAUGAACUCGGGUUUGAAUGACAGCAGCAGUGAAACAGCAAGCAUUGGUGGAACCAGCGAUGAUAGCCCAAAAAAGCUAAAGAAAGGCAAGAUAGCCAAUCAGAAAAAAGGAGGGAAAGUUGAACAAGCUGCAAAGAAGAUACAAGAAAGUAUUCCGAAAGUUCAUCAGCACAAAAAGUCCUUACAGAAGUUGAAGGAGACUGAUCCUGAUUUUUACAGUUUCUUAGAAAGUCAGGAUAAAGAUCUUUUAGAUUUCAAUGACAGUGGAAGCGACGAUGACGAAGAUGAUGAUGAGGAGGAGGAAGAGGAGGCAAAUGAAAUGGAAGAUGAAUCCAGUGAUGAAAAUGAUGAGUUAGUGAGGAAGCUAGAGGCAGAUAGCGAUGACAAUGACAGCGAUGAUGAACUUUAUCACCAACCCCCUGCAGAACUGGAGGUAGCAAGUGAAAGUGAUGAAGAAAAGCCAACAGAGAAGUCCACCAAGAGAACAGGUACAGGAAAGAAGACCUUGGUAAACAUGAAGAUGCUAAAAGAAUGGGGAAAGUCACUCAAGAAGACUCACUCUUUGGCUGCCCUUCACAAAGUUGUCCAGGCUUUCAAAGCUGCUGUUCUUCAGACAAAAAGUGAGGAGUCCAAGAUGUGCCACUAUGUUGUGGAGGACAGUAAAGUUUUCAAUGGAGUCAUAAGACUGUGUUUGUCAUCUGUUCUGCCAACCGUCGAGAACCACUUAGAGCUUACACCAUCUAAAGACCCCAAAAAUCCAACUCUACCAGAUACCAGUCCUCGUUGGAGAAGAGUAAAACCUGACGUCCAGGCAUAUUUGAAAAAUCUUCUCCGGAUGGUGUCAGGGAUGGCGGAGGCGGCGCUUGUGAAUGUUCUCCUGAGGCAUAUCCAUCAGCUGUUGCCAUAUUGUCUCUGCUUUCCAAGGAUAUUGAAGAACUUGAUGAAGAUGCUGAUCAACACGUGGUGCACUGCUGAAGAGACCACUCGAGUUCUAGCAUUUGUCACCUUAAUCAAGCUUGUCCACAUGAGGCAAGACACACUACUGGAGCCAUGUAUAAAGAAAAUGUACAUGGCAUACAUCAAGAAUUGUAAAUUCACAUCUCCAACGUCAUUGCCACUGAUUAACUUCAUGCAGCGCUGUCUGGUGGAGUUGUUUGCAAUCGAUGUCAAUCUUGCCUACCAAUACACCUUCAUUUACAUUAGGCAGUUAGCCAUUCAUUUACGAAAUGCAUUGACUAUUCGGAAAAAGGAAACGUGUCAAUCUGUGUACAACUGGCAAUACAUCCAUUCGUUGACACUGUGGGUCCGUCUGUUAUCCACCCUGCAUCCAAAUGAUGUAAUGGAUCCCCUCAUCUACCCUCUUGUACAGACAAUCAUCGGCACUGUCAAGUUAGCUCCUACAGCUCGAUAUUAUCCACUUCGGUUUCAUUGCAUCAGGGCAUUGAACAAACUCUCAGAAUCAACUAGCACAUUCAUACCAGUGCUACCAUUGAUUCUAGAGGUUCUGGAAUCAACCGAUUUCAACAAGCGCCACAAGUCCUCCAGUUUCAAGCCAUUCAAUUUUGCUUGCAUACUAAAGUUCUCCAAAGCACAGAUAGAAGAGAAGGGAUUCAAGGAUGGUCUGGUUGAACAGUUGUAUGAUCUAUUCAUGGAGCAUUUCCACAUUCAUUCGCACACUGUCGGUUUCCCUGAACUGGCCUUGCCUGCUGUGAUACAGAUCAAGGAUUUUAUCAAGAAGUGUAAAGUUGCUAACUUCACAAAGCAACUGAGGCAGAUCCUUGAAAAGGUGGAAGAAACAUCCAAAACAAUAACACAGCGGCGGACGUCAUCUGCUCUUGAUCUGAAGAAUCUGAAGGCUGUUGAUGCUUGGGAAGUUCGCAGCAAAACUGAGGGAACACCGCUGUCUAAAUACUAUGCCACUUGGAGGAAACUCAGAGACAGAGAGUUGAUGCAUGAGAUUGCUGGAAAGGAAAGGAUUGUUGGUGAUGACCGUCUGCCAUCCAUAGAGAGGCCUGACAAGAUCAGGAAAGCGUCUGAAGAUGAUAGAAAAGAAUUCUCUGAACUUUUUGAUACAGAAAGUGACGAAAGCGAGGAGGAUGAUACUAGGUUCCUCUUGCGAUCUGAAAGACCAAAGAAGAAGAAAACGAAGAAGGAACAAAGUGACAGUGACUCUCAAGAGUACAGUGAUUUUGAUAGUGAUGAAUUGGAACAGUUGGCAGGUUCAGCCAGUGGGGGAAGUGAUGAUGAUGAUGAUGAUGAUGAUGAUGAAAAUGAUGAUGUGGAAAUGGAUGAUGACGAAGAUGAUGCUGGGGAUAGUGACGAAAGUGAUGAAAUUCCAGAUAAGGAGGAUAUUGUGGAAGAUUUUGCAUUUUCGGACGAUGACAAUUAAGUUCACAUGAACUUUUAGGCUUGAAUUGCCCAAAUGAUGCCAAAGUACCCACAUGAGUAUAUUGUGUUUCAUUUAGUCUCCUGAUGCAUUGUUUAAAAUGGCUAUAUCUCCAAACAUCUCUUUCAUCAGAUGUGAUAUUUGUUGUAUAUCGUCUCAUGUUACUAAGAGGUUGAUUCAUCUGGAAAGAGUCAAAUAAAAAUCACUUAAUCACUUAA
Messenger RNA from Lineus longissimus, 2874 nucleotides. RefSeq names its product nucleolar complex protein 2 homolog. The record is from RefSeq and is a predicted model, not a curated record. Gene Ontology annotation, cellular component: Noc2p-Noc3p complex; nucleolus; nucleoplasm. The transcript has 12 exons. The coding region runs from base 209 to 2659 and encodes 816 amino acids. Gene Ontology annotation, biological process: ribosomal large subunit biogenesis; negative regulation of transcription by RNA polymerase II. NCBI's taxonomy places the organism in Eukaryota, Metazoa, Nemertea, Pilidiophora, Heteronemertea, Lineidae. Gene Ontology annotation, molecular function: histone binding; transcription corepressor activity.